Molecule: messenger RNA, 525 nt
Organism: Abrus precatorius (Indian licorice)
Lineage: Eukaryota; Viridiplantae; Streptophyta; Magnoliopsida; Fabales; Fabaceae
Exons: 2
Coding region: 1-525 (174 amino acids)
Source: RefSeq, a predicted model, not a curated record
AUGACAACGAUUCACAACGACUUUCUAGUGUACGUCCGAGAUGUUCAGCAGGGAGAUGUCUUCCUGCAAGACAUGAUGAGGCAGAAGGAUGAGAGAAAGGACUUGCAUUUCCACUGUGAUGAGAAUGAGGUCUCACCUGUGACCGGAGUUGGGAGAGCCCUGAAAUCCCGAAAGCUAUCUCCUAAGUUCAUUGGACUAUUCGAAGUGCUGAAUAGAAUUAGUCCUGCUACAUACCGGAUUGCAUUGCUUCUGAACCUCUCGAAUUUACAUCCGGUCUUUCAUAUGUCACAGCUUAGGCAAUAUGUGCCGGAUCCUCCCCAUGUGAUUGAUCCUGACCCGGUUCAAGUGAGAAAGGACUUGUUGUAUGACUUAUACCCGGUAAGAAUUUCUGAUCACCGCGUUAAACAGCUGAGGGGUAAAGAGAUCUCAUUGGUGAAGGUAAUACGGAGCUCAAGUGUUGAGAGAGAUGCCACAUGGGAAACGGAGAGUAGAAUGAGAGAAUUGUAUCCCGGGUUAUUCUUGUAA